This is a messenger RNA of Eupeodes corollae, 4322 nucleotides long. RefSeq lists its product as uncharacterized. The record is from RefSeq and is a predicted model, not a curated record. The transcript is spliced from 10 exons. The coding region runs from base 45 to 4103 and encodes 1352 amino acids. Lineage: Eukaryota; Metazoa; Arthropoda; Insecta; Diptera; Syrphidae.
GCAUUCUAUCAAAUAGUUACAAAGCUGAGUGAAAAACAUCAAAAAUGGAAAAAAACAAGAUAUUUUCUAAGUUGAUUCCUGUUGAAAGCAUCACAUUAGAUGUUAAAAAGGCGAUUGAUCGUAUUUAUUCAAUACCACCCGCCAAAUAUAGUUCGAACCUGUUUCGCGACUUGGCAGUUGGAUUUAAAAGCCUUGUGCACGCCAUGGAAAAGGAACCAGACUCUCAAGAACUAUUCCCCUUAUUUCUCAAAUGGUUCAAGCUGUAUGUGAGACUCCAAAAUCAAAUCGAUUCAAAUGAUCCUGUCCGUUCAAAGUUUGAAUCAAAGAUUCCUGUGUGCACAUCUUAUAUAUUGGCUUCUUUGCAAUAUCAGAACAGAAUAUCAAAUUACCAUCAACUUGUAAUGGAAAUGUGCUUAAUGUUGUUUAAAUCAGCUCAGGCAUUUACUAUGCGGAAUAUAGCAAAUUUAGAUAUAGAACUUAUCUCGCAACUGUGGAUGCCAGUUGAGUUUGUUGGAGAUUAUAUUACUCAAAGACUGUGUCUUAAAUUAAUUGUUGCCGUUUUAGAGCAUUUAAGCGUAGAAGAAAGGAAAAAAAAAGUUUCUGAUGCAAAAUUAGAACAAGAAAUAGAACAUUUGAUAUUAAAACUUUCCGCAAAACCAAAUUAUUUUGAAGAAGUUUCCAGAGAAUUAUUAAACGUGUUUAACAUGAAUUUUUGCAAAAAUUGUACUGUUUUUUCGAUUUAUUGUACUAAAGCUCUGUUUGGAAGUUGUGAACUUUAUAAACCCGCAAAUGUUUCUAAUUUUUGGAUAGAUUUUAACUAUACGUCAAAGAGUGUUUCAUUGCUUUGUCAAUUAAGUGAAAGAAAACAAGAAGAAUUUUAUAUAAAACUAAAAAUUGAUAAGCUUCAAAUUGAAAAUCAAUUUGAUUGCAUUGUCUAUACCAUUGAGCAGGCUACUUUUUCAACUAACGUAUCAGCUGUGUUACUUAGUUCCCGGGUUGCAGUCUUUACACUACCCGGAAAUCAGUUAGAUCUUUUAAAAGCCAACAGCGAUUUAAUUGAUUAUUACAACAGUGUUUCAUACUCGGAAUCUUCUGAUGUUGCAACACCGAAUACAAAAUAUUUAGCUGAGUUAAGUGAAGAUUCUUCUCUGGCACCACAUUCUAAACAAAAUAGCGACAUUCCCAAAAUGAAAUCAGCUAGAGUAAAAAUUUAUAAGUUUGAUGGUGAACCAAAAAAUAUAGAUUCAACGAAAACAAAAAACAAACUUGAAAAAAAUCCAGCUGCUGGUAUAUCAUCUCUUGUAUCUCGUGUUGAGUAUCUUCCUAACUAUGUGGGUCCUUCAGCAGAAAUGAGUAGCAACGAAACAAAAACAACCAAUGAUGAGUCAAUUUUCAGGAAGCCCUAUGCACCUGUUCAAUUUAAGACAAGAAAAACAAUUCAAGCCGGGAAGAGAGAUAUGCAGUAUAAAUGCGAAAAACCACCAGUUCAUACAAAUACAAACAUGUUGCGAAAUGAAAAUGUAAAUAUAAAUCAGCGACACAGCGAAAUUAUCAAUUCCAGCUGUUCAAAAAAGGAAAGCAGUACAACACCAAUAAAUAAUCUACAACAAAAUAAUUCCACACUUAUGCCACUUAAUAAGUCACAUAAAGAGCAGUUGAGCUCUGACAGACAAAAUUUUACAAAACUAACAAGAGAUAAGAUUCCGUAUUCUUUUACAUCAAUACAGAUAUCCAGAAAUUCACUUCAAGGUUUUUCUAAUGCCACCAAACGACAUGUGAAACAACAAGCAGCAAAACAACAUGAUUUUAACAAAUUGCAACAAAAGUUUAUGGACGAAACUUCACUACUGGAAAUUUCUGCAACAAAAAAUCAAAAUAAAAAAAUAAUCGCUCACAAAUCAAUUGAUGGCAAUAAUUUUGCUUUUUCGAAACCUAAAUCAUCCGAAAUGUUAGAAAAUCAAAAGCUAGCAUCUGAACCCAUUGAUAUAUCUCAAUGCGUAGAGAUCGUAGAAGGCCAAAACCCUUUGCCACAUGACCAUUGUUCAUCAAGAGAUAAUAACAGCAACUUGGUUACAAUUUGUAAUCCAAAUUCUUCUUUUUGUCCAGAAAACGACAAUCAUGUAACUCCGUCACAAGCUCAACUCAAUGAAUCAAACAUUGUUUCGCAAAACACUUACACCUCGGGCAAAGCAAUACAAUCUUCGAACAAUGAUGAUCUUCAAAAAAGCACGAGUCUAGAAAACACAGUUUCUGAAAUAACAAAAAGUAAAAAUCUACGUUUUUUUAAAUACAAACAUUCCUGCAAAAUUGACCGUUCAACUAAAACGACUAGAGUCAAACGAAAUACUCAAACGAAAAAAAACAAUAUGACAGAAAUUCAUCCAAAGUCAAAAAGUGUUAAUCUUGUUAAACCAUUAAAUUAUGUUCCUGGUACUAUUUUAAGCAUAACCGAGCCUUUUUCAGAGUCAAGACAAAAGGGAAACUCUAUGCAAAUUGGAAACCUAAAACAUAACGCAGAAGACAGAGCUGAUUUUUUAAAACAAAGCAAUGUCCCUGAAGAUGACUCAAAAAUUACUGUAAUUACAGCGCCAGCGUCUGCGAACGAAUCAACAUUGAAACUCAAUAAACGACGAACAAGCAACCGAAAAACUCCUAUUAAACAAGUUCAAACUUCAAACUUUGUACCUUAUUCAAUAUGGAAAAUCGGUCAAAAUGAGAAAACUGCUAGUGAGUCAGUAAUUUUGGCACAACACCCAACACUUCAAACCAAAACUGAUUGGCCUACAAUGAAUUAUUUAGAUCUUUUUGAUAUAGUUAAACAUGGUGGAAAUAAAACCCAAAGCAAUUCAACUACACAAAAAGAUUUUAUUGCGAGAAGGCGAUGCGACAGUUCUUCUUCGGACUCAAUACUUACUUUCCAAUCCCCCGAACAAGAAAAUAAAAUAAAAAGUGCCCAACCACGAAGUCCUCCGAAUAAUAAACCACGAAGUUCUUUAGAUUCAGAUACUAUUCGUGAUACUAAAUCUGUUGAUAUGAUACACAGUCCAGUUCCAAUUCCUUCGGAAUUAGCUAGAAGUAGAAGCAAAUCAAUAUCAAUAGAAAGGAUUUUCAUACCUAACCAGAUUUCGAUAGACUUAAAUAGCCCAGAAGUUUUGAACUCGUUUCAACACCCAAUUGAAAGCAAUUUGCUUCUGGAAAAUCGGACAACAAGCUUCACAUCGCCAAUAUAUGAAGACCUUGAUGAUGAAGUCCCCGAAGUGCCUUUUCAAUCCCCAAAACCACUUGUAGAUGAGUACAAUGAAGAAGUUCCACAACUAACAUCCGACUCAGAAGAUAGGCACCAACAUCUUUCAGUCUCUCCAAACAUUCAGUUUUCUGCGCAAUCUCAACAAAUUGAAAUAUACCAGAAUGAAAAUGUGGAAUUAGAAUUUGUAGAGCAUCAUUUAAAACAUAAAUCAGCCAAGGAACAUGCAUCCUCAAGCUCAAGAGGUUCUUCUAUUUCCGUUUGCUCAGAUGGCGAACAGGACAAUUUGUCUAAUCAGAUCAACACUCAAAAGCAUGAGGUCGUGGUCUCUUUUAGAAAAAGAACCCAUUCUACCGAAGGAGAAGAGUCUUCUGAAGCAAAGAUCGCAUCUCGUACACAAUACUCAACUCUUAAAGGAUAUGACCAAUUAUUUCCCGAGUUUGUUAAGAAACUAACAGCCGAAAAGAAUCGUGUUUUGGAGAAUAUUAAAACUAAAUUAAAUGAAGAAAUGUUCAAUAGUUUUACUAAGAGAGUUGAAGAAGUUAUGAAGGGAAUUGAAAGCCAUCAGACCGCCAUCAAAGAAGAACAAGACAAGUUAAUAUCAAUUCUCAAAAAAAUCGAGUGGCAUCACCAAGUUCUACAAAAAAAUCAAUCGGAACUAGAAAGGGUUCAUGAUCAAAUCAUCGAACACCAGAAAUUAUGGGAUAAUACCUCGCAUAUGAUCAUUGAAUUAUACAAAGAAGCUGAAGACAAUUUACUAUCGUACGCAGAUGGUCUAAAACGAGAUCAGUGGCAUAGCUUUUCAACAGUGAUAGUUGAUUCCCUUAAUGCGAGGUUAUCGGAAUUAUUAAGCAUUUAAAAUUCGUUUGAUAAAAGAUUAAAAAAAAAUAUUAUUAAAUACAACAAUUUUAUCUUAAGCAAUAAGCAGAGAAACCAUUAUCAGUGUAGGUAUUCACUUAAGAACUACAAGGGUCCUUAAAAAUAAAUGUUCGUGAAUCCUUUGUUGCUCAUCAAGCAAUACAAAAUUAAUUUUACUCAAUAAAAAAAAACACUGUACAGUUCUAAAAAAAAUGAAAAU